Molecule: messenger RNA, 1754 nt
Organism: Momordica charantia (bitter melon)
Lineage: Eukaryota; Viridiplantae; Streptophyta; Magnoliopsida; Cucurbitales; Cucurbitaceae
Product: cytochrome P450 81Q32
Molecular function (GO): monooxygenase activity; iron ion binding; heme binding
Source: RefSeq, a predicted model, not a curated record
GGAUUGAAUUCAGCAAUCCAUAAAAAAUGGAGAAUAUUUUGCUGUAUUUCUCACUCUCUCUUCUCUCAAUUCUUGUCGUGAGAUUUCUUCUGAGAUCUCCAUCUGGCCGGAAGCUGCCGCCGAGCCCCGCCUUCCGGCUACCGAUCAUCGGCCACCUCCACCUCCUGGGCCGGCCGGCCCAACACGCCUUCAAGAAACUCGCCGACAAGUACGGCCCGGUCUUCUCCCUCCGGUUCGGGUCGCGGCUCGUGGUCAUCAUCACCUCGCCGGAGGCCGUGAAGGAAUGCUUCACGAAGAACGACGUCGUGCUGGCCGCCCGGCCGCUCCUCAACUCCGGAAAGUACAUGGCCUACGACAACACCAUCUUCGCCGCCGCGUCGUACGGCGAGCACUGGCGCAACCUCCGCCGCAUCGGGUCCAUCGAGAUCUACUCCCCGACCCGCCUCAACAAGUUCCUCGACUCCCGCGGCGACGAGGUGAAGCGCCUGCUCCGGCGGCUGGGGGAGAGUAACAACAGCCCUCCUCCGGCGUCGGCGGGAUUCUCGACGGUGAAGCUGGAGCCGCUGUUUGCGGAGCUGACGUUCAACGUGGUGAUGCGGAUGGUGGCGGGGAAGAGCUAUUUUGGGGAGAAUGUGUCGAACGAGGAGGAGGCGAAGCAAUUCAGGUAUAUUAUGAAGGAGAUUUUUAUGAUCAGCGAGGCGUCCAGCCCCGGAGAUUUCAUACCCAUUUGGAACUGGAUCGACCCCACUGGGUACGAGAAGAAGCUCAAGAACAUUGCCAAGAAAGUUGACAUUUUUCUUGUUAAUUUGAUUGAGGAGAUUCGGAACCGGAAGGGGGAGGGCAACACCAUGGUUGAUCAUUUGCUCUCCAUGCAGGUCUCUGAGCCUCAGUUCUUCAGUGACCAGAUUAUCAAAGGCCUCAUUUGGGUCAUAAUGCUAGCUGGGACUGACACACAAUCUGGAACUCUGACAUGGACGAUGUCUCAUUUGCUCAACAAUCCAGAAGUGUUAAAGAAAGCUAGAGCUGAGAUAGAUACAGUAGUUGGGCGAGAGCGAUUGGUAGAAGAAAACGACUUGUCAAAAAUGACUUACUUGCAACAAGUAAUCGCCGAGACAUUGCGAUUGAACCCUCUUCCGCUCCUUCUACCGCAUUGUGCGUCUGAAGACUGCACGAUACAAGGCUACCACAUCCCACGCGACACGAUGUUGUUGUUCAACGUUUGGGCAAUCCAUCGAGACCCGAAACUAUGGGACGAUGCACUCAUCUUCAAGCCCGAAAGACAUGCAACUCUAACAAUUGAAGAUCAAUACAAGUACCUUCCAUUUGGGUUGGGGAGACGAGCAUGCCCCGGUGGGGGCAUGGCCAAUCGUUUGGUCGGCUUGGCUUUGGCGACGAUGAUUCAAUGCUUUGAAUGGAAGAGAGUCUCUGAUGAAUUGGUUGACAUGACUGUGGGCAAUGGAAUCACUGCAUCUAGAGCUUUUCCAUUGGAAGCAAUGUGCAAGCCAUGGCCAGACAUGGAGAGAGUUUUGGUGGAAGAAGUUGGUCUUGUUAGAAAAUGAUGCACCAACAUUUGACCAUGAUCUAGAUUUUAUGUCUUCUGAUUAAAAUUAAGCUAUGAAUCGACUUAAAACUUUGUUCUUGUUUCCCUUUAUUAAAGAAUAAAGCCCAUAUCUUGUAUGUUUUUAUUUGCAAUUAUAAUUGUUUGAAGCUUGGGAUCUUUUGGGAAGAGGUAAAAGCCUAUCAUUGACGUUUAA